This is a messenger RNA of Gavia stellata (red-throated loon), 6683 nucleotides long. It is a transcript of the gene ANO6, whose product is annotated as anoctamin 6. Gene Ontology annotation, biological process: calcium activated phosphatidylcholine scrambling; calcium activated phosphatidylserine scrambling; chloride transmembrane transport. Gene Ontology annotation, molecular function: chloride channel activity; protein dimerization activity. The transcript is spliced from 20 exons. The record is from RefSeq and is a predicted model, not a curated record. Gene Ontology annotation, cellular component: plasma membrane. Lineage: Eukaryota; Metazoa; Chordata; Aves; Gaviiformes; Gaviidae. The coding region runs from base 1 to 2655 and encodes 884 amino acids.
AUGGUCUUGGAAUUGAACCAGGUGAUUAUUCCUACUUACGGAACUGUGCCGGACCAGCAAAACCUUCAUACGCCUGAAUGGGCUGAUUUUGAUGAUAAGCCUGACUCCUUGUUCUUCAGCGAUGGGCAGCGAAGAAUUGACUUUGUUUUGGUGUAUGAAGAUGAAAGCAAAAAAAUGACUCAUAAGAGGAGUGAUCGUAAAAAGCAAAAGAGGAAGAGACAAGUAUAUGAAUCAAACCUGAUAAACAAUGGCUUGCAACUUGAAGCAACGAGAUCGGUUUUGGAUGAAAAACUUAUUUUUGUGAAAGUGCAUGCACCUUGGGAAGUGCUGUGCACAUACGCUGAGGUUAUGCACAUCAAAUUACCUCUGCAACCCAAUGACCUGAAAACCCGAGACUCAGCUUUCAACUGGUUUAGUAACCUCUUCAGAGUGGAUGAAAAUAUCAUCAAGCCUGAGCAAGAGUUUUUCACUGCCCCUUUUCAAAAGGAACAUUUGUCCAACUUUUAUAUUCAAGACAAAGACACGUUUUUCAAUCCUGCAACUAGAAGCCGAAUUGUUCAUUUUAUCCUGUCCCGUGUGGAAUAUGCAACCAAAAACAAUGUGAAAAAGUUUGGCAUUAACAAAUUACUGGACACUGGAAUCUACAAAGCGGCAUUUCCCCUUCAUGACUCUAGUUUUAGGCACCUGUCAACCGAUCCUGACUGCCCAAGUGAACGAUAUCUUCUUUACAGAGAAUGGGCUCAUCCUAAAAAUAUUUUCAAACUGCAACCCUUGGAUUUCAUCAGGAAAUACUAUGGAGAGAAAAUUGGAAUCUACUUUGCUUGGCUGGGCUUUUACACUAAUAUGCUGAUCGUGGCUGCAGUUGUAGGAGUUGGCUGUUUUCUGUACGGAUGCCUGACAAAGGACAACUGCACGUGGAGCCAAGAAGUAUGUGAUCCCAACAUAGGAGGUAAUAUCAUUAUGUGCCCUCAGUGUGAUAAAGUAUGUACCUACUGGAACCUCACCAUCACUUGUGAAUCGUCCAAGAAACUCUGCAUAUUUGAUAGCUUUGGAACACUGGUGUUUGCAGUAUUUAUGGGAAUAUGGGUUACUUUGUUUUUAGAGUUUUGGAAGCGACGGCAAGCUGAGCUGGAGUAUGAAUGGGACACAGUGGAGUACUUGGAGCAAGAAGAACAAGUUCGCCCAGAAUAUGAAGCUCGAUGCACUCAUGUAGUAAUGAAUGAAAUCACACAGCAAGAAGAACAUGUGCCAUACACUGCCUGUGGGAAGUGCAUACGGAUGACUUUCUGUACAAGUGCAGUCUUCUUCUGGAUUCUUUUGAUUAUUGCUUCAGUUAUUGGAAUCAUUGUCUACAGACUCUCAGUUUUCCUGGUGUUCUCUGCAACAUUGUCACAGCACAUUAGUGGAACGGAAGCAAUCCGCAAGUACCUGACUCCGCAGACAGCCACUUCAGUAACUGCUUCGCUCAUCAGCUUUAUCGUCAUUAUGGUUCUCAAUGUCAUCUAUGAAAAAGUGGCAAUCCUGAUUACUGACUUCGAGCUUCCAAGGACACAGACCGAUUAUGAAAACAGCCUGACCACAAAGAUGUUCUUGUUCCAGUUUGUCAACUACUAUUCUUCAUGCUUCUACAUAGCCUUCUUUAAGGGUAAAUUUGUAGGUCACCCUGGAAAUCCAGUUUAUUGGCUAGGAAAGUAUCGCAAUGAAGAGUGUGAUCCAGGUGGAUGUCUCCUCGAACUCACAACUCAGCUUGCCAUCAUAGUAGGAGGCAAAGCCAUCUGGAACAACAUUCAAGAAGUGCUUCUUCCUUGGGUUAAGAAUCUAAUUGGAAGAUACUGUGCAGCUGCUAGAUCAGAAAAAGUUGUUCCACGCUGGGAACAGGACUACCAUCUGCAGCCCCUUGGAAAACUUGGACUGUUUUAUGAGUAUCUUGAAAUGGUUAUACAGUUUGGCUUUGUCACUCUGUUUGUGGCGUCAUUCCCUCUGGCUCCUCUUCUGGCUCUUAUUAACAACAUGUUGGAAAUCCGGUUGGAUGCGUGGAAGCUGACGACCCAGUUCAGGCGCAUGGUUCCACAGAAGGCACAAGACAUCGGCGCCUGGCAGCCCAUCAUGCAAGGCAUAGCCAUUCUGGCAGUGGUCACCAAUGCUAUGAUAAUUGCUUUUACAUCUGACAUGAUUCCUCGAUUGGUUUAUUACUGGUCCUUUUCAGUCCCUCCUUAUGGGAGUCACAGCAGUCACACUAUGAAAGGGUAUAUAAACAGUACGCUUUCUGUCUUCAAUAUAUCAGACUUCAAGAAUACAAGCAAGCCAUUUUCCCCUUGGUUUGGGAACCAAACGACAUGCAGAUACCGGGAUCUCCGCUACCCUCCUGGUCACCUGCACCAAUAUGAGCAUAACAUAUACUACUGGCAUGUCAUUGCAGCCAAGCUGGCUUUCAUCAUUGUCAUGGAGCAUGUCAUAUACUUUGUGAAGUUUAUUAUUUCAUAUGUAAUUCCGGAUGUAUCACAAAAGACCAAGAGCAAGGUCAAACGAGAGAAGUACCUAACACAGAAACUCUUGCAUGAGAACGAUCUCAAAGUUGUGAAAAAAAACAUCGGGAAAAUAGCCGACAAAAUUAUCAAAGGAGUAGACAGCACUUUCCGACCUAAAGCUGAAUAAGUCCUUUUUUAUGUGGAAUAACAGUAUUUAGCAACCUAAUACCUGUCCAGAUAUUACCAAUAGCUAAUCAAACACUUUGGAUUAAUUCCCUUUACUAAACAUUGUUUCUUGCAACUGUUACCUGGUCAUUUACCUGUUUCCCUUGGACAAAUGCAACCACUGUGACUCAGAUAAGAGUUACCAAUUUUUUAAACAGCUUUAGUAGGACAUAUUUUUUUAACAUGUGAAGAUAAAAAUUAUUUAGCAUCUUAAGAUGACGCAGAUUAAUUCUCAAAUAUAUAGAGUGCUUUCCACUUUAUUUAAGCAUCGGCUGUUAGAUCUCUUGUUUGACUUGAAUAAAACCUUAAGAACAAGAACGGUUUGUUGUAAGAAUACCAUCACGUCUUCUGAAGGAGUUUUGAUUACUUGCUAAUGCAAACCCCAACUAUAAAAUGAAGAGGAAAAGCCAAAACAUGAAGGAAAGAGAAGGAAAAUACAAUGCAAAAUCAUGUUGUUAAGCCAUUGGAAUUGACACACUAAAAGCUGUCGCGUGCUACACUGAAUUAGCUAUGCAUACUGAGACUUAAACGGAUAACAAGAUAUUUCAAUUAAUCAUGGACUUGGAUCACAAGAAGCAGCAGGAAUGUAAGCCCAUCCUGUUCAUCAAUCUCUGUGUAAACAGGAGAAUUGCCUUUGAAAUCAAUGCAUACAAACUGACUUUACAGCACCCAGAGUGAGUAGAAAACUCAGGCAUUUUAUCUUUCCCCAGUCAAUGUACUUUCGUUAGUUCACUUGCCCGUUCUGCUCUGAAUGACCAUAGCCUUGAAGGUCUCCUACCUGUAACAGUAAUGAGUGUUAAAAGUCUUUUCACGUAGUAAAUCAAUAUUUGUGGAGGGCUGUCUUUUGCAUUUCUCCCACACCAGAGGCACCGUGCUCUUCCCUGAUAGAUUUUGACAUAGGAAGAAUGUGCAGCUGGACCUGUUGUGAUACAACGUUGUGUGAUAAAGUGACCUCUGACAAGACCAUGAAUCUAUUGAAACUGGAGAUUGGAAUAAACCAUUUAAUAUGCCUUAACCAUGUUAGGAAGCUUUAAAUAACUAGGAAGGAUGUUAGCAGUGUGGAUACACGUGCUAGAGCCAUCAGUCACCUCCAAAUUAGGCUGCAGAUCUGCUUGGCUCUUUUGGCUCCAGUUGCAAAAUGGGGAUUAGGGAAUUACAGAUUAAGCAUGUAUGUAGAGCUCUGCUUUGUGUCUGCAGCGGUGAUAUUCCAGAUUAUUAAAUUGUUUUCUCUUUUAACAAUUUUAGUGAACCAAUUUCUGCAAAUUCUGAAAACCAAAAUCUUGUUAAAAAAGCAAAAGUGUGCCUAUGCUCUGUAAACCAGGUGAUUACUAUUGCGUUUGUAAUUUUGUACUCUUCUUAAAUGUAAUAGAUUUGCAGAAUUUUUAGGCAGAUUAUUCAUAUAGCUUUUUACAUAUUAAGAAGUUCAGUUGCAGAAACUAUGUAGCUUUUAUAAGAUGUAUUUUAUCCCGCUAAUAAUCAAAAGGAAUCAAACAUCUGAAUUUUGUGGCAAAACUUCCAAAUGCUGACUGCUGUGUGCCUCAAGCCUAUCCUUUGAAACGGCAACUUUUAAACCAGAAGAGGUAGCACAUGAAGGGAGUCCUCUCAGCAGUCAUGAUACACAAACUUUCACUCAGCAAGACUUUGCAUGAUUGCAUGGAAGAACGUGAGAGGAAAGCUUGGUUCAAAAAUCAAGGAAAGAUGAAAGAAACUCGCAGGUUCCAGAGAACCACUUGCAUUUCUGACACUGAAGGACUGAAGCUUACUUAUUAUAAUGCCCAGAAAACUUUGUGUAGAAAACCACCUGAAGACAAAAAAAGAUGCAGGACAGAAAACCAAGAUAGACCAUAUGAUAAAUGACAGUCAACCAGAGCAGUGAUGGAACCAGUGCUUCUUUGCACAGGGAAUUCUACCCUUUGCCAUUUGUUUUGCUUUCACCAGAAAUCAUAGCAAGUCUUUAAUUUGCCACGAAGCAAAUAUAAAUUGGGCAAAUGGACAAACACUCAGAAGUUUCUAAACAAGACAGACUUUCUUAUCAAAAUAUAUCCCCUCAAUACUGGUUUGACUUUUUCCCUGGAUCACAGGAUGGUUGGGGGUGAAAGGACCUCUGGAGGUAAUCUGGUCCAACCCCCGCCUUGCUCAGGCAGGGCCACCUAGAGCUGGCUGUCCAGGACCAUGUCCAGACAGCUUUUGAGUAUCUCCAAAGAUGGAGACUCCACAACCUCCCCAGGCAACCUCUGCCAGUGCUCGGUCACCCUCACAGUGAAAAAGUGUUUCUUGAUGUUCAGAGGGAACCUCCUGUGUUUUGUGCCCAUUGCCUCUGGUCCUGUCACUGCAUAGUGUACCAAACUUCUGUUUAAAACAAACUUUUGUCCAGAAAACUGUUUCGUGGGACAAUUUUAGUGAAGUACUCAGGACUUCCCUGUGCAAAAUGAGUUUGGUUAGAAAGGCCAGUCAGCUCCUUGCAGACUUGCAGCUUUUGAUUUUAGCUUUGAACUGGCUCUUUACCAGCUGCAGUUGUGUUCAGCUGAGAUGCCAUUUUCAUACCCCAGUCAGUGAUGACAGUGUCAACGUGCCUUAAACAUCCUUUCAGGUGUGGUGUUGGAGGGCUGGGGCAGUCAAGGAGGCAUCCUGUGAUAAAGAAAAAAAAAUGCAGCACAAAAUGGACCAUUUCAGGUAAUUAUUUGGUCUUAAGGAAGCAUUUAUUGCCCUCUUUGAGAGGUAAAGAGACUGGGAAACAAAGGAAUUAAGUGCCUUUCCUGGGGUCACACUGUGAGCGGUGUCAGAGCUUAAGGCUAAUUUUCCCUGGUCUUCUGCUCCUCCUUUGGUUCCUGUGGCCUCUCUCAGUUGCCUCUUUUUUUUACAUCAGUUGGCAGCCUUUCCAAAAGGGAGAGUUGGCCCUCAGUGUCAUCGAGCGUUUAUAUUCCUGCCUUUAAAAUAAUGGUUUUAAAAAACAUGCUACAUCAGCAAAGCGUGUAAAUCUAUGACUUGGGCUCCUCCCAUAAUAAAUUCUAAUCAGCUUUGGGUGUGUUUUUACGUUCCCAUUUUUGUUCAGAUCAAGAGCGUACUUUUGAAACUAGUCUUCCCCUUGUCCCCGCUUUCUGGGCAGUGCUUCUUAUCACAGACUGGUCUCAGGGCACAUGGACUGAAUUCCUCUUGGUUUAAACUGAACCAGAAGGCAGGUUUUAAUGGUCUCUGACAGGGACUUAGUCCAGAGAGCUAGGCUGAAGAGAGCAGUGAGUACUGCAUGGGCAUCAACCAGUCAACGUCAACUUCUUGCUCUAGUGGUUUGCUUCUGAAAUGCCACGCUUCUUGCUAAUGUAGCUCUAACAUUUCAUUUCAGAAGACAGUAUAUCAGGAAUUCAGUUCCGUUUGCCAUACGCACAGUGUUAUUCACAGCACAGUUCUGUGAGAGAAAGAAGAGGAAAACGAACAGAGUGCCUAAUUGCAUUUUAGUAGUAGGGUCUCUUAAGCUCUGCAAUUUCUGUAGCCUCUACCUCCAACUGCUGAAAUGCGCUCUGCUUGUACACAGGGCGCUCUGCGCAGGCAUCAGAACAAAACACUGGGGGGGCACUUGCCAACAUAUGAGUAUUUGUAACUUUCUUUUUUUUUAGGCUAGGUCACUUUAAUAAUAUUUGAAGAUCUGCUUGAAGGGAAAAACAGAAUUUGUUUUAAACUAUGAAUCAAUUUUACUCUUUUUUACACUUUAUAUGUAGGCCAGACUCUUACUUUGUACAGAUUUGUUGAAGUCAGGGUGAAUUUGGACCAGUGACCAUUUCAUUGCCUUAACAAGCACCAUAAAUUACAGACCGUCGCCACUGUUUUAGACUCUGUGUAUGUUGAUAAAAUUCAGAAUGUAAGAAUGUAUUUUUUGUAUUUUUUCUAAGAAUGUUUGCUAUUAGUUUCUGAUUAUAAAGAUUUCUUUGUAUUUAUUGUCAUUAAAUAAAGUCUAUUUUAAAAUUACAAUACAUCUGAUGUUGAUUAGCAUUGUUU